GGAAAAAAAGAUGUGGAGGGGAGAGGCUGAAGGGGAGACUACGCACGCACCCAAGUUUGAGCGUGAAUUUACCGCACAUUCUUUUUGACGCGUGGACGUUUCACGUCCUUCUGCUCCGCGCAAUUGUAGACGAUAAAACUAUCGUCUACAAUUGUCUUCGCGUUCGCAGUUUCGUGGUUUAUUUGUAUUUUUUAACUGCUGCGACGUCUUCGGUUUUUCUGCGUAAACCGUCGCUGAGCUGCGUUGUAAUGAGAGGCAGCCGUGAUGAGACUCACGCGAUCCGUUAACAUCGUGUGCUUUUCCGCCUUCUUUUUCUUGUUGGAAUCUGGUUUCACUCUCCAGUGGAAACUGCGGAUCUUUGCGACAGCGAACACUUGAAAAGGUGUAGUGGUGUUUGCGGUGCUCACUGACCAGGACCCACAGGCAUCAUGGUGAACAUCCCAGAAUACUACGCGGGGAAGAACGUGCUCAUCACUGGAGCAACAGGCUUCAUGGGCAAGGUGCUGCUGGAGAAGCUGCUGAGGUCGUGCCCGGGGGUUAAACUGGUGUACGUGAUGGUCAGGUCAAAGGCCGGCCAGUGUCCGCAGGCUCGCAUCGACGACAUGGUCAACUGCAAGCUGUUUGAAAGAUUACGAGACGAGCAGCCCGACUUUGCUGAGAAGAUCGUGGCGGUGAGCAGUGACCUCACGCUGCCAGAGCUGGACCUGAGUCAAGAGGACCAGAGCGUCCUGGCGGAAAACGUCCACAUCGUCUUCCACUGCGCCGCCACCGUCCGCUUCAACGAGCCGCUCAAAGAUGCGAUGAAGCUGAAUGUUUUGGCCACUCAGAAGAUGGUGGCCCUGGCCCACAGGAUGAAGCACCUGGAGAUCUUCAUCCACGUCUCCACAGCCUAUGCCAACUGCAACCAGGAGCUCAUCGAGGAACGCGUGUACCCUCCGCCCGUGGACUACCGCAAACUCAUCGACGCCCUGGACUGGAUGGACGAUGACCUCGUGUCUGCGUUGACGCCCAAGCUGAUCGGCGAGCGUCCGAACACCUACACUUUCACCAAGGCCUUGGCCGAGUAUCUGGUGCAGCAGGAGGCCGGAGACCUGAACAUCGCAAUCGUCAGACCCUCCAUCGUAGGCGCCAGCUGGAAAGAGCCGUUCCCUGGAUGGAUUGAUAACUUCAAUGGCCCGAGUGGAAUAUUCAUUGCAGCUGGAAAGGGCAUCCUGCGGACGAUGAGGGCGUCGAACGACGCCGUGGCAGAUCUGGUGCCCGUCGACGUGGUCAUCAACGCCACGGUGGCUGCGGCCUGGUUCUCUGGAUCGCAGACCAGCAACAGGUCCAAGAACAUCCUGGUGUACAACUGCACGACCGGUGGGAUUAACCCGUUUCACUGGGGAGAAGUCGAGUACCAUGUAAUAUCCACAUUCAAGAGGAACCCCCUCGAGCAGGCCGUCCGUCGGCCCAAUGUAAAUCUCACAUCCAAUCACCUAAUCAAUCAGUACUGGAUCGCCGUGAGCCACAAGGCUCCGGCGUUCCUCUAUGACCUGUACCUCAGGCUGAUUGGACGAGAGCCCAGGAUGAUGAAGACGAUCACACGCCUCCACAAAGCCAUGAUGGUCCUGGAGUAUUUCACCAGCCACUCGUGGGUGUGGAACAACGACAAUGUGACCAUGCUGCUCGGUCAGAUGAGCACCGAGGACAAGAAGGUGUUUAACUUCGACGUGCGUCAGCUGCACUGGGCGGAGUACAUGGAAAGUUACUGCAUGGGAACCAAAAAGUACGUCCUGAACGAGGAGCUGUCGGGGCUGCCGGCCGCACGGAAACACCUCAACAAGCUCAGGAACAUCCGCUACACCUUCAACACCGUCCUGGUGGUGCUGAUCUGGCGCGUGUUCAUCGCUCGCUCCCAGAUGGCUCGAAACAUCUGGUACUUUGUGGUGAGCCUCUGCUUCAAGUUCCUCUCCUACUUCAGAGCGUCCUCCACCAUGAGAUAGUGUGGCGUUGGAGGGCGGCGGCCAGAGGAGAGGGAACACCAGCUCUCUCUUGUGACGCCACACAGCCCCCGCGCUCUGCCGUGGCCCCAGACGGACCUACUGGACGAGCAUAUCUCAGAUUAUCUAACGUCAUCGCUAUCAUUUCACGCAACGGGUGUGGCUUUAUCUCCACGGCGCUCACACUCGACAGCACUCCGGGCUAUUUUAAGAGGCGGGACCCAUGCGCGUCCCGAUCACCGUUCGUUCCCUUGUCGCUGUUCUGCAGCUUUCCUCCGACCCUGUCUCUAGAUCGCGUCUCGACGUGGACGCAGCACAACUCACAUCCUGCCAAUGGAUUUUGCUCUGCUGGCUGUUUAAUCUUAAUCUUAAUCUUGUUUCUUUCAUGGCUUCAGCUGCUGCGUGACUUCGGAAACUACUACUACUUUGUUUUUGUUUGUGUUGUUAUUCACAGAGUUUAGAUGUUUUAUUUUAAACACAUAAUCAUGGCUGCCGACAGAGAAACUUAACAACAGCCUCACCUCAGAAAAAGUCUAUAAUAUUAUAAAAAUAUCACUUUUUCUUGUUGGACACUCCCACACCAAAGACCAUUGAAAAAAAUCAGUGUUUUUAAAAUGGUAGUUACACAGGAGCUGCUGGUGCACUGCUGCCUCGUGUGGUCAGUUUGUGUCAUUGAAGCAAAUCUGUCUGAGAAGCAUUUCACAAAAUAACACUUUUGAACUGCUGUCGAGGCAGCAAUGGAUCAACAACUCCUGUGUGAUGGGAUGUAAAAAUGCAGAUUUUAUGUACAGGCUUUGGUGCGGGAUUUAUAUCGGAAAACUAAUGUCAGUGUCCAGUCAUACGUGGCUGUCAAAUGACAAAAAUAACAGUCAUAUUCAUUAUAGACUUGAGUAGGUGUAGAGUUUAUUCAAUGAGACUUUUGGUAAGAGGCUAAAGUCGGCGUCUGUCAGUGCCUCAUUCAGCCCUUUAAAGUCAUCGCAGU
Messenger RNA from Solea solea (common sole), 2961 nucleotides. It is a transcript of the gene far1, whose product is annotated as fatty acyl CoA reductase 1. The transcript has 13 exons. Gene Ontology annotation, cellular component: peroxisome. The coding region runs from base 429 to 1982 and encodes 517 amino acids. Gene Ontology annotation, molecular function: alcohol-forming very long-chain fatty acyl-CoA reductase (NADP+) activity. The record is from RefSeq and is a predicted model, not a curated record. Gene Ontology annotation, biological process: long-chain fatty-acyl-CoA metabolic process. Lineage: Eukaryota; Metazoa; Chordata; Actinopteri; Pleuronectiformes; Soleidae.